Messenger RNA from Sitodiplosis mosellana (orange wheat blossom midge), 2265 nucleotides. Its product is annotated as 3'-5' RNA helicase YTHDC2-like. Bases 1 to 2265 code for a protein of 754 amino acids. The record is from RefSeq and is a predicted model, not a curated record. The transcript is spliced from 6 exons. Lineage: Eukaryota; Metazoa; Arthropoda; Insecta; Diptera; Cecidomyiidae. Gene Ontology annotation, molecular function: ATP binding; RNA binding. Gene Ontology annotation, cellular component: intracellular anatomical structure.
AUGACACGUACCGGAGAAUGUCUUCCCGUAUAUCAACACCGGGAGGAGAUUAUGCGGAAAAUAAAUGAAAAUCAACUUGUUGUAAUUUCUGGCGAAACAGGAUCGGGUAAAACUACACAGGUGCCACAAUUGAUUCUAGAGUACUGCUAUAAAUGGCAGGAAAAAUGUCGCAUCAUCCUCACACAGCCCCGAAGAAUUGCAGCAACGUCAAUUGCUAAGAGAAUCUCGGAAGAAUGGAAUGAGGUUCACGGUACUACAGUUGGACAUCAAAUUCGGUGCGAUAGCUGCUUUUCGAAAGAUACGAAUUUGGUAUUAACCACAAGCGGUUAUUUAUUACGUUGUAUGACCAGCUCAAAAGAUGCUUGUAAGGAAGUUACUCAUCUGAUUCUAGACGAGGUGCAUGAACGAGAACUGAAUACAGAUCUCUUGCUCAUCACCAUUAGAGACGCUAUUAAAGCUGACCCUGAUAUCAAAGUGAUCCUAAUGUCAGCUACGUUGGAUGCCGCCAAAUUCAGUCAUUAUUUUGAUGAUUGCCCGAUUAUUAAUGUACCUGGUCGUCUAUAUUACGUUGAAAUAUACCAACUAGCCUCAGUACUCAUCAAGACGAAUUUCCCAAUUGGGUUGAAUAAUAAUACACAAUGCAUUGGAUUGUCAACCUCAGCAAAAAACGAACUGGUACUAGAAGCAUACAUGAAGACCAUCGACCCCAAAAAGGAUAUGGAUCAUGCAUUAAUUACCCACGUGAUUGCCCACAUUCAUUCAACAGGCGAGGACGGAAACAUCUUGGUUUUCCUCGCUGGUUACCAAGAUAUUGUACAACAGGCGGAAAUUGAGGUUGGUGGUGGAAGUGAAGUUUUUAAUUCAAUGCCGAGAGGAGUUCGAAAAAUCAUAUUGAGUACAAACAUCGCGGAAACCUCAAUUACCAUUGAUGAUGUGCUUUACGUGAUCGACGUUGGAAAGGUCAAACAAAAAACCUACGAUAAAGUAAAUGAAUCCACCUGCCUGAUGACCAAAACCAUUUCCCAAGACUGUGGGAAACAGCGAGCUGGGCGAGCCGGCCGAAUUCGACAUGGGUAUUGCUACCGUUUAUAUUCUGAUGCUGAAUAUACCGCAAUGGAGCAGUAUUCCUUACCAGAAAUAUGCCGAAUUUCAAUGACAGAUGUCUGCCUGAAGUCAAAAAUGUUGGAUAGCAAUUUGCCGAUCGAAAGGUUUUUGUUGAAGGCAAUUCAGCCACCAUCAAAAACACAAAUUGAGCACGAUAUCAAUCGGCUUCAAAAUAUCAACGCACUGUGUUCAAACAGAAAUAUUACCACUUUGGGAUACCAGUUAGCGCAUAUGCCAGUGGAUUGUUUUCUUGGCAUAGCAAUUCUUCAUGCCAUCAUCUUUCGCUGCUUUCAACCAGUAUUGGUAAUAGUCAGCGCAUUAUCGCUGAAUGAUCCAUUUUUGUUACCAACAGACAAUUCGGUCUCAAUCGAUAAAAUCGGAAAAGAAUUCUCAGAGAAUUCUUUCAGCGACCAUCAAAUGUUUUAUAAUGUUUGGUUUGGAUGGUCUCAAUCAAGCAACAGACAACAAUUUUGUGCAGAAAAUUCGAUUUGCAAUUCCAAAAUGGAAAUGAUUGACGGCGUGCAGCAGAUCAUCAAGCGUCACCUGAAGAUGGCCCGAUUCGACGAAGAAAACGCCAAUGAAAACGCAAUGAAUUGGGCUCUAAUCAAAGCUUGCUUGAUGGCAGGACUCUACCCGAACGUGUGUCGAAUCGACAAAAAUUUGGUUGUCUCGAAACAGUCCAUUGUAAUACCCCAUCAAUCAUCCACACUAUCGAAACGAGUCAACGGACAACUAGGAACAGAUGAAGCCGUAUUCCAGAUGUCCAAAUGGCUUGUGUAUGGUGAAGAAUGUUGCAUUGAAAACCAUCAGUUUAUUCGGAAUAACACGUUGAUACCGAGUAUGAACCUGAUUCUGUUCACUGGUCAAACUAAUCUACAAUGCGAUGUAAGAAAUAACAUGGAUGAACAGGAACACGCGUUUUGCAGACUGAAUAUUGACAAUUGGGUCAUGUUUACCAUUGACAAGAAAUAUGCUCAACUUAUUGGUGAAUUACGUUCCAAAUUCGUAGCUAUUUUUUCAAAGUUUCUCCAGAAUCCGUGCGAGCAACGAACAACGGACGAAAUGAAAAUAUUGAAUGUUUUGAUAACGAUGGUCGAAGAAGACAGCAUCGAGGCGACCAUAAAAAGCAAAAAAACUAUGGCAUUGAACAUGAAUCUAUGA